This is a messenger RNA of Zingiber officinale, 1150 nucleotides long. RefSeq lists its product as uncharacterized. The record is from RefSeq and is a predicted model, not a curated record. NCBI's taxonomy places the organism in Eukaryota, Viridiplantae, Streptophyta, Magnoliopsida, Zingiberales, Zingiberaceae. Bases 646 to 945 code for a protein of 99 amino acids. The transcript has 2 exons. Gene Ontology annotation, cellular component: mitochondrion.
AACAUUUGCGACCGGAUCACGAAGAGUGGCACAUCCCUGUAUCACAAAAAGUGAUCCAGAUCCUGCCUCCUUUUCUCCUCCCGACUGAUCGCGCGCGCCGACCCCUCCUCACCGUGCCCUAGCCGAUUCUUCUCCCCGACACCUAAGCCGCUUCUCCUCCUCUCCUCCGCGCUGCCGCCGAACCCUUCUCCUUCGUCGAGCUCGCGCCGCCACCCUCUCCUCUCCCGACCCCUUCGCCUUCUUCCCCUUGCGACGCCGCUAUCUGUUCCCGAACCUUUCCUCUUCCCCAAAUCGACGCCGAUCCUCUUCCUCCGUCGUCUUCGCCGUCGCCGAGUGCAGCCGUCGCCGGAAGGAAGGAUCAGCACCAGCGUCGCCGACAGCCGACCUCCCUUUCCUUCCUGAGCCGCGCACCGCUGACCUCUUCCUCUCCUCCCCGACGCACUCUCUCUGCCCUAGCGCCGGCAGCCGAACCCCCUUCCACCUCCGACCACUACAAGGGCCAGCCAACUAGUGUCCAGCGCUUGCAUCUCUGCCCUAGAUCGCCGCCCAGCGCCCGAGGUAUAUCUCGUGCCCUAGCCCUAGUCCUUCUUCAGUUGAGAUCUCUUCGCCAGCGCUGAGAUCAGGAGGUGGUUUUGCUGCGGGAGUAUGAGCUUAAAGGGCGUGCUGAUGGCCGCGGCGCUGCAAGGGGUGACGGAGGCACGGGCGAGGAUCUUCGGCCAUGUCCUGAACCCGUUAGGGAAGCGGUCGCCCCACAAGAUCCUUCGCAAAAAGCUCAUUGGAGAAAAAAUUGCAUCGUGGUACCCAGAUGACAUCAAGAACGAAGACCCCUCUGUUCUUGCCCGCGAGGAGAAAGAGCGAUUGGCUAAGUUGGAGAUGUUGAAGCGGCGCGGCAAGGGUCCUCCACCGAAGGGUCAAGGAAAACGUGCUACCAAGCGCAAGAAAUAAAUGAUCUUUCCAAGAAGUUUGUCAUCCUUACAGUUCUCUGAUUCCAAAUGAGUAGUACUGGAUGUGCUUGGUUCACAUUAGGAGCUAGAUUAUUGUUCACUUUGACUUGUGCAUGCUUUAUUCAUCUACCUGUGCUGUGAAACUUGAAACUCAGUUGUUGGUGAUAGAUCAUUUCCCUCAAUUACAGUGUAAUUCAUUUUGUUCA